AUGGCGGCCAGCAGCAGGCUGAUGAAGGAGCUUGAAGAAAUCCGCAACUGUAGAAUGGAAAACUUCCGUAACAUCCAGGUUGACGAAGCUAAUUUAUUUACUUGGCAAGGGCUUAUUGUUCCUGACAACCCUCCAUAUGAUAAGGGGGCCUUCAGAAUCGAAAUCAACUUUCCGGCCGAGUACCCAUUCAAACCACCGAAGAUCACAUUUAAAACAAAGAUCUAUCACCCGAACAUCGACGAAAAGGGGCAGGUCUGUCUGCCAGUCAUUAGUGCUGAAAACUGGAAGCCAGCAACCAAAACCGACCAAGUAAUCCAGUCCCUCAUAGCGCUGGUGAAUGACCCCCAGCCCGAGCACCCGCUUCGGGCUGACCUAGCUGAGGAAUACUCUAAGGACCGUAAAAAAUUCUAUAAGAAUGCUGAAGAGUUUACAAGGAAAUAUGGGGAAAAGCGACCUGUGGACUAAAAUCUGCCACGAUGGGUUCCAGCAAGUGUGAGCAGAGAUCCCGUGCAGUGCAUUCAGACACCCCUUAAAGCAGGACUCUAGAGAUUCAUACGUGCCACCGCCUGGCGUUCCCUUGUGGCAGUUACUAACUUUCUACAGUUUUCUUAAUCAAAAGUGGUCUAGGUAACCUGUAAAGAAAAGAUUAAAAAUUUAAGAU
This is a messenger RNA of Saimiri boliviensis boliviensis (Bolivian squirrel monkey), 661 nucleotides long. It is a transcript of the gene UBE2L5, whose product is annotated as ubiquitin conjugating enzyme E2 L5. The record is from RefSeq and is a predicted model, not a curated record. NCBI's taxonomy places the organism in Eukaryota, Metazoa, Chordata, Mammalia, Primates, Cebidae.